UAUUGUUGUCUAUCAGAGGGUUUUAUUCACGUCAAAGUAGUAAAGAUUGAAAUAAUUUCAUUAACAAUUUACUUCUUGGCUGUAACUGUUACAUGUGGACAGGUUUUUAAAUGUCAAGAGUUCGUGAAUCUUUAUUUCUCUAAAGUUACGAUACACAGUGCUUGUGUUCAAAUCGAUCAACACAAAAAUGUUGAGUUUUGCUGGUGUUUUGGCGCUUCUGGCAAUUGGAAUAUUGGCAAUAGUGGUUGCAACUCCGGCAAAAUCGACAACUGGAAAGUCUCAAUCAAACGACCGUGGUCCUGAUUCGUGUUCCCCUGUCAUUAUAGCGCACCGAGGCGCAAGCGGCUAUGCACCGGAACACACACUUGGUUCUUACGCAUUAGCAAUCACGAUGGGCGCUGAUUACGUUGAACCUGACCUUGUGAUGACUAAGGACGGACAGCUGAUAUCAAGACACGACAAUGAAUUGGGAUUGACAACAGACGUCGCUAAUCGCACAGAGUUUGCAGACCGUUACCGGACACAAACAAUUGACAGUAACGCAGUGAGUGGUUGGUUUACUGAAGAUUUUACCUUAGCGGAAAUCAAAUCUUUGAGAGCAAUCGAACGGAUCCCAGAUACAAGACCAGGUAAUGCACGAAUGGACGGUGCGUUUCAAGUGUUAACAUUUCAGGAAAUCAUUGAUCUGGUAAAAAGUUUACAAAUCAGCCAACGGAGAACUAUCGGUAUUUAUCCCGAGAUCAAACAUAGUAGCCAUUUCAAAACGUUAGGAUUACCAAUGGAAGAGCUAGUUGUUAACACUUUUCAUCAGAAUGGAUACCGUGAUUCUGAUGCUCCAGUUUAUAUUCAAUCAUUUGAAAUAAAUAAUUUAAAAGAACUUAAGAGAAUUACAAAUCUCAGACUGUUGCAGCUAUAUGACAGCAAAUCUCUACAACCUGCUGACCAAGUUUUGCUUGGCGCUGAUAUUACUUAUGGCAACAUGUCCACACCAGAAGGACUAGCAGAAGUUGCAAAAUACGCAUCUGCAGUAGGACCUGACAAAAGCUAUAUUAUUCCCCGCAAUGAAGAUAACAGCUUAGGAGACCCAACAAGCUUUGUCGCUGAUGCUCAUGCCGUUGGGCUAAAAGUGCACCCUUAUACAUUUCGUGCUGAAAACACGUUCCUUCCUAAAGAAUUCCAAAGCGACAACCCUUUGAAAGAAGCCAGAGGAGAUUUGACAGGGGAGCUGCAAAAGUUUGUUGAAGCUGGAAUCGAUGGUCUUUUUUCAGAUCAACCUGAUAUAGCAUUGCGUUUUCGCGGACCUUGUUUGUGAUAAUGAUAAAUGAUAAGAGCUAGUGGUAUUGCAGAUGUAGUAUAAUACAGAUAAAAGUCCACCUAUUGAAAUAUAAGAGAAUAUAAACCACCUAAUGAAAUUAAAAAUUUGUUACAAAAUAUUUGAAACUUUAACAUUGGAACAAACUUUUAUCAAUGAAUAAUUAUUUAUAACCUAUUUUCAACUACAGAAUAGUGUAAUCAGACAUUCAGUAAGUUGUGAGAUAAGAACUAAGAUAAAAAUAACAAAUCAUGUUUUUAGGAAAUUUUGUAAUUAGGAUUUGAAAGUUAUAAUUAAUUAUUUAUAAUAAGAUAACAUAGCUUAUUUGAUAGCAAAUAUUUUUCAUAAUUAAUAACUAAAAAUGAUGGACGGACGCUUGUUU
This is a messenger RNA of Bicyclus anynana (squinting bush brown), 1694 nucleotides long. RefSeq lists its product as uncharacterized. The coding region runs from base 188 to 1312 and encodes 374 amino acids. Gene Ontology annotation, molecular function: glycerophosphodiester phosphodiesterase activity. Gene Ontology annotation, cellular component: periplasmic space. NCBI's taxonomy places the organism in Eukaryota, Metazoa, Arthropoda, Insecta, Lepidoptera, Nymphalidae. Gene Ontology annotation, biological process: lipid metabolic process. The record is from RefSeq and is a predicted model, not a curated record. The transcript has 2 exons.